CUCUCGGUUCUCCCCAACUCUCAAGGGAUUCACUAUUAUCAAUUCAAAUCUUGUGAAAUAUCUGUUAAUAGUUCCGUUUCCUCUUUAACAAUUAUUCUUCGCGGAAAAGGAGCAGCACAUGGCUAACGAGAUGAUCACUGCUGUCGUUCAUCCCACCGCUGAAGAUUCCGACGGUGAUGCUUAUCUCUUUCCGCACGACGACGUCGACGAUGACGAUGCUCUUCCGGCGAUUGGGAUGUCGAGGCUCUCCCUCGAGACUUCAGACGGUGAUGGGUAUCUUUUUCAGCGCGACGAUAAGGAUGGUGCUCUCCCGACGAUUCGGAUGUCGAGGCUCUCCAUCGAGACUUCCGACGGCGAAGUUGCCGACGGGGAGCUCUCGGACAAGGAUCCAUCGAAGCAAUUGUUACAUGACGACGACGACGACGACGACGAUGAAGAUGACUUGUCGCCGCUGAAUUUUGCUGGGUUCGGAUCCCUUCCCGGGACGCCAACGAGGCGGAGGAGGGGCCGUCGGGAUAAGGAAUACCGUAGCGACGGAGAAGCACGAGGGAGGAGACGGGAACAGAGGAGGGGGAGGGAUUGGUGGGUGGAGAGGGAGUGGGAGAGGAGAAGGAGAAGGGAACAGGGCAUCGCGGUGGACGAAGGGGAGUGCCAGCUACUCGUCCGGCGGAAGGGACGCCCAGGAUGCAUUUGCAUGGACAUUGACGAGGUGAAGGCUUGCCGUGAGCUCGGGAUCGAGCUCCAGCCGUGUGAUUGGACGGUCGGCUUCUCGGGAUCGGCGGUUGAUACCAGCAGCGGUGGCAACUCCCCGAUCGCCAACUUGAGGAUCUCAAGCCCUGGUGAUGAUCCAAAAGACGUGAAAGCGAGGCUGAAGAUGUGGGCGCAUGCAGUGGCCCUUGCAUCAUCAACCAGCUUCAGCGGCUGAAUGAAACAUGCAUCUAUGGCCAUAGCCCUGCAUCUGUACAUAGAUUCUGCCGGUUUUGAAUUUUUGGUGUGACAGCCUAAUUACCUUUUCUUGAACUUUGUUAUGCAUGUUAUGCAACCUGCCAUGUUUGCAGCUUUUGGCAUUUUGGCAGGUGGACUGAUGUGAGUGACUACUUUCCUUAAUUUUUCCUGCAUCCUGUAGAUACUUGGAUCUUUGUUCGGGACUACCCAGCAGAUGGCGUUGUGGUUGUCUAUAUAUAUAUAUAUAUAUUUUUUAAUUC
Molecule: messenger RNA, 1205 nt
Organism: Dioscorea cayenensis subsp. rotundata (Guinea yam)
Lineage: Eukaryota; Viridiplantae; Streptophyta; Magnoliopsida; Dioscoreales; Dioscoreaceae
Exons: 2
Coding region: 119-925 (268 amino acids)
Source: RefSeq, a predicted model, not a curated record